Molecule: messenger RNA, 1462 nt
Organism: Paramecium sonneborni
Lineage: Eukaryota; Ciliophora; Oligohymenophorea; Peniculida; Parameciidae
Source: the annotation of a GenBank genome assembly
AUGUUAUCUGUUUAAGUGGCAUAAAAUGUUAUUGAAUAAAAAAUAUAAGCAAUCGAAACAUGUUAGAAAGAUAUUUAAUAAGAAAUAGAAGUAAUUUGAUUGACUAUUAUUAUUAUAGGUAUCCUACAAAGGAAUAAAUGAUUUUAUUGAUAAAUUAUUUACAUCUUCUGAUUAACAUAUUGUUUUAACACCAUAAUCUACCUUUAAUAUUAAAUUUAAAACUUUAGAAAUCCCUUCUAAUCUGAAAAUAUAAGAAAAUGAAUUAAUUUAGGAAAUUAGGCCAAUAGUUAAGGCCAUAGUCUAGUCAGAAGUUUAGAAGAAGGAAGUAUUGUUGAAUCAAAUAUAUUCAUAAAUUGAAUUAGUUUAAGAAAAAUCAAAUAGUUAUGAAGAGAAGUUAAGAGAAUAUGAGUCAAUCAUUUAGAUUAAGGAAGAAGAGAUUUAAUAAAUUUAAAUGAGAUAAUAAUAAUAAUAGAUAAUAGCUCAAGGUCAAUUUAAAUAGAAUCUAAACUCAUUUUAAUUCUCAUUUAUGGAGGCUAUUUCUAUUAAAUAAGAUAAUUGGUGUUGUGCAAUAACUAUUAAUGAGGAUAAUUCAAUUGUUAUAGCAGGGUGUGAUAAUUAGAUUAAAGUUUAUGAACUUAAAUCAGGGAAAUUAAAUUAAAUAUAAAUAUUGAGUGAACAUUCAAAAAGAGUGUUUACAUUAAACUUCAUGAAAUAAUCAAAUCAUUUUGUAUCGGGGAGUGAAGAUAAUACAAUAAUAAUAUGGUAGAUGAAUUAAAAUAAUUUAUGGACUUGCUAAUAGAUUCUGAAUGGACAUUCUAGUUAUAUUUGUUGUUUAUUAGUGAAUAAUAAUGAAGAUCUUAUUAUUUCAGGAAGUUAGGAUAAAUCUAUUAAAUUCUGGGAUAAACAAAAAGGAUGGUUGUGUAAAUAAAUCAUAUAUGAUCAUACUAAUUGGGUAUUUUCAUUAAGCUUGAAUGAACAGUAAGAUUUGUUGAUUUCUUGUAGUGAGGAUUCUAAAAUAUUAAUAAUUGAAUAAUCAUAAAAGGAUAAAAAGUGGAAGGUGGUUUAAAAGAUAAAAGUAGAUUAAUUUGGAUAUCGAUUGUGUUUUAUAGAUAAUUAUUAAUUCGUAUUCUAACCUAGAGCUAACGAUUAAUUGCAUAUAUAUGAAAUAAAUGAUAAUAAAUAAUUUGUCAAGGCCAAGCAAAUUCAAGUAUAAACUAGAUCAAAUUGUUGUUAUUGUUUAUUUCCAUAAUAAUACAUAAAAUUGAAAGGUAUCUUAGUGAAUAAAAAUGGUGAUAAAAUCAAUUUCAUAAGAAAGAAACUAUCUGGAGAGUUUAUCGUUGAAUAAUAUAUUGAAUUAGGUAAUUGUCAUCUUUAUGGAUCAUUGAGUGAUGAUGGAGAGUAUUUGAUCACUUGGGAUUAUAGUUCUAAGGAGAUAUAAAUAAGAAAGUGUAAUGAAAAAUGA